UUCUCUUUUAAUAUUUUUUUUUCCUCCUUCUUCCCUCUUCCUUCUCUCCGUCGUCCACCUCAUUGGGAUCGGUGGUAUUUCUCGCUUCCCCCCCUCUCUCCUUCUCCCACACUCCAAGAACAAGAACUACAAAUUUAAAACAGCAUUGGAAAAGCGAAUUUUUUUUCUUUAAUCUCUAUAAAUUGUCCCAUCGCUCUUCCCCUUUCUCUCCUGUUCUACGGUUCUUUUUCUAAUACGAUCGAUCGAUUCCAUCGCCAUAGAUUUUAGGACUCAUGCCUGCCUAGGGUUCCGUCGGUGGAAGGAUCGGAUAUGACGGAUUUCCGGCAGAAGCGGGAGGACGCCGAUCGGGAGUUCCGGCAGGGCCUGGAGGAGCUGGUCCGCGGUCACAUCGACGGUUGCAUGACCGCCCUCGCCUCCUGCAGCUCCGCCGCUGACGACGACGACGACCACUCUGCCGCAGGAGGCGGCGGUGAAGCCCCCGACCUCCUCGCACGCAGGCGGCGGCGGUCGGACCUCGAGGGCGACGACCUUGCGGAAUCCUCCGCCGCUGCUCGACGUCACUCCCGGAUCCUGAGCCGGUGGGUCGCUCGGCAGGCCGAGGAGAUGAUCACCACCAUCGAGCGCCGGAACCGCGAGAACGAGCUCAUGGCCCUUGCCGGGCUGCACACUGUCUCCAUGCUCGAUUCGUCGUUCCUCCGCGAAUCCCGGCGCGCCGCCCAGUCGUCGGUCGAGCGCCCCGUGGCCGCCCGGGCCUCCUCCAUCCUCCAGCGCUGGCGCGAGCUCGAGUACGAGGCCGCCGCCGCUGCCGCCGUGAGGGACCGGAGGAGCCCCACCGUGGCCGGCAACCGCCACCGCAGACCAGUGGGAAGCCGGGCAGCGGAGCGCGGGGGCACGUCGGAGGAUGCCAGCGAGAGCGACGACAAUGAGUACCAUCGCUGGGCUCAGGAGCCAUUGAGUCCGGCCGGCAGAAGGCGGGAUGCGCAUUUGGUGGACGAUGACGAGGGCCGGGGUUCGAGCAGGGAGCAGUCCCCUGAUCUUGGGGACGGCGAGAGGGAGAGGGUGAGGCAGAUUGUUCGUGGGUGGAUGACGGAGAAUGGGAUAGCGGAUGAGGCAUCUCGGAUGUCGCCGAGGGCCGAGUGGCUCGGCGAGACGGAGCGCGAGAGGGUGAGGCUUGUGAGGGAGUGGGUGCAGAUGGCGAGCGAGCAGAGAGAAGCCCGGGCUAGCAGUAGGGAGGAGCGGGGGCGGGACGAGUCGGUGACGGAUCAUGAGGAAGGGCAGCCGGAGCACCUCCGGAGAGACCUGCCGAGGCUGCGCGGGAGGCAGGCCCGGCUCGAUCUGAUCACGAGGAUUGUGAGGGAAAGGCAGAGGGAGCUGCAGGGUUUGUCCGAGCAUCGGGCUGUUUCAGACUUCGCUCACCGGAAUCGCAUUCAGUCGUUACUCCGAGGUAGAUUUUUAAGAAAUGGAGGAUCAACUGAGGUAGAGAGGCCACCAUCGGUUGCAGCAAGAGAACUGGGUCAGCUAAGACAGCACCAUCCUGUCACUGGCUUGAGGGAAGGAUUUCGCUACAGACUUGAAAAUAUUAUCCGUGGUCAAGCUAGCAGCCAUUCCGAUGCUUCGGUUAACAUCAAUGGCUCUAGGAAUGAUCAGCCUCGUAGUCAUAACAUCAGUAGCUCUAGAAAUGAUCAAUAUCAACCAAGUACCAUAGCGGAGGUGUCAAUUGUUAACCAUAAUUCAUCUCAAGUUACUAAUGUGAAUGGGGAGACAAAUGAAACAAUUGAGACACAUGAAGCCACUGAAGUGGAAAGCAACAUGCCAAAUGAUAAUAUAGAUUGGCAAGAAUCUGCUACUCAAGGGGUGAGUUGGCAGGAAGAUACAGAACAUGGUCAGAGGGACUGGCAACAGUCUAUUGAAGUUGGGUAUAGUGAAUGGCAUGAUGGAAUUGGAGAAGAAUCUGAUGGGAACUGGCGGGAGAAUAUGGACCAGGAAUGGUCUCGUGAAACACCUGAAGAUGAAGAUGGAGAAGAUGGUAAUCUCCUAGAAGCAAAUGAGGAGUGGCAUGAGGAUGAUUCUCAAGAAAAUGUUGCAGACUGGCAAGAUGGACCUUCGGAUCCUCCAAGAGAUCAAGAAUCCAUUUCUAUGAGAAGAGUCCAUAGAUUUAUUCCACCUGAUGAUGACAAUGUGUACAGCAUGGAGCUUAGGGAGCUCUUGAGCAGGCGAAGUGUCUCUAAUCUUCUUCGAAGUGGGUUCCGUGAAAGUUUAGACCAACUGAUACAAUCAUAUGUUCAACGGCAAGGACGUGCUCCCUUUGAUUGGGACCUGCAAGGAAGCAUGCCUACUGCAUCCCCUGGGGAAGAUCAGGCCCAGCAGAGAGAUGAUCCAAAUCAGGACCAGCAGGAAGCUAGUCCCAGGCCUUCACUUUUGCUGCCACGUCCACCAGUGCCACCUCCACAACCAAUGUGGCACACAGAAUUGCAUCACAAUAAUUGGACUCGACAGAGCACGCAUCGUUCAUAUAUUGAAUGGGAUAUAAUUAAUGAUUUAAGGGCUGACAUGGCUAGGCUUCAGGAAGGGAUGAGCAAUAUGCAGCGUACAUUGGAGGAAUGCAUGGAUAUGCAAUUAGAGCUGCAGCGCUCUGUUAGACAGGAAGUUUCAGCUGCCUUGAAUCGCUCUGCUGGAAAAGGUGUCAGUGGAGAAUCAUCAGAAGAUGGAUCCAAAUGGGGUCACGUUAGGAAAGGGACUUGCUGUGUCUGUUGUGAUAGUCAUAUUGAUUCCCUUUUAUACAGAUGUGGGCACAUGUGUGCUUGUUACAAAUGUGCUAACGAGUUGGUUCGAAGUGGAGGGAGGUGCCCAUUGUGCCGUGCGCCCAUUAUUGAGGUGAUCAGAGCUUAUUCCAUACUAUAGGAUUAAUAAAUUAGAUUAAAGGGAUGGAGGGAAGAAAAAGUUGCAAGGGGCCUUGAGUUUUGGUAGCAAAAAUUGCAUAUCAGGUUUGUCCUGGGUGUAUCUAUUAUUCUCCAUUUUUUCUUUGCCUCUUGUUCUCCGAUUAUUUUUUGACAUGUGGAAAUGUUGAGUGGAUUCACAAGUGGCAUCUUUUGGUCACAUCGGUAUCUCAAUAAAAGAAAUUGAAUGGAAUUCCUUUAA
This is a messenger RNA of Elaeis guineensis (African oil palm), 3138 nucleotides long. RefSeq lists its product as uncharacterized. The record is from RefSeq and is a predicted model, not a curated record. NCBI's taxonomy places the organism in Eukaryota, Viridiplantae, Streptophyta, Magnoliopsida, Arecales, Arecaceae.